Molecule: messenger RNA, 963 nt
Organism: Oreochromis aureus
Lineage: Eukaryota; Metazoa; Chordata; Actinopteri; Cichliformes; Cichlidae
Gene: rfxank
Product: regulatory factor X-associated ankyrin-containing protein
Exons: 9
Coding region: 246-938 (230 amino acids)
Biological process (GO): regulation of transcription by RNA polymerase II
Cellular component (GO): nucleus
Molecular function (GO): protein binding
Source: RefSeq, a predicted model, not a curated record
AACAUUUCUCCCUUGAAACAGUGCCAGAUGCGGUGAUACGUUACACAGGCUGAAUCAAACGUGUUUUCAGUGCCUGUUUUGAAAAUAACGGGAUUAUUAAGUAGCUAAUCAGCUGAACGACGGCUAAUGUACUAUCGGAACACAUCGAAGACUAGCAGGAUCCAUUAUGUGAUAUGAACUUAUUUACUUUCAGUUUUCCUUAAAGGAAGUUAGCGCAAUUAGACUGGAAGGCUAAAUGUGCGAUCAUGGAGGGCAGAGGUGAUGAUGAGGCUGCAGAUGGCCAACGUGUUCAGCCAUCUAACGCUAAUGCAUGUCCCUCCCUAUCAGGAGAUGAAAAAUCCAAUGAGAGCAUGGAGGUGGAUGAUGAUUUGUUCAAACACUCUACCACUCUCACCAACAAACAGCGUGGGAAUGAGGUUACAGUACGCCCGGCAACAUUAGACUCUCUGUCCAUACAUCAGCUGGCAGCUCAAGGUGAGGUUUCACAAGUAGCUGCACACCUGAGCAAAGACAGCUCAUUGCUUAGCAGUCAGGAUGAGCGAGGCUUUACACCCCUCAUGUGGGCAGCAGCGUUUGGAGAGAAAGCAGUGGUGGACUUUCUCUUGGAAAAGGGUGCAGACCCAAAAACAAUUGCGCGGGAGCGAGAAAGCGCUCUGACACUGGCCAGCUCUGGAGGAUAUGUGGACAUCGUUGAAGCCCUCCUCAGACAUGGAGUGGACAUUAACACUUAUGACUGGAAUGGUGGAACUCCUCUUCUUUAUGCUGUACGAGGGAACCAUAUCAAAUGUGUAGAGGCAUUGCUAGCCCGAGGAGCAGAUAUGACCAUAGAGUCUGACUCUGGGUACAGUCCAAUGGCGCUGGCAGUUGCCCUUGGGCAUAAGAAAAUCCAGAAAGUGUUGGAGGACCACAUCUUGAAACUCUACAAGCCAUCAACAUGACACUUAUUAAAAUACAUUAAUGGAG